Messenger RNA from Penaeus monodon (black tiger shrimp), 1639 nucleotides. It is a transcript of the gene Scgbeta, whose product is annotated as beta-sarcoglycan-like. The coding region runs from base 61 to 1026 and encodes 321 amino acids. The transcript has 7 exons. Gene Ontology annotation, biological process: muscle organ development. Gene Ontology annotation, cellular component: sarcoglycan complex; sarcolemma. The record is from RefSeq and is a predicted model, not a curated record. NCBI's taxonomy places the organism in Eukaryota, Metazoa, Arthropoda, Malacostraca, Decapoda, Penaeidae.
CGUAACUUUGACUUCGACUUGCAGCACUAUAAGUGAACAUCGCAGAAUUUUAACGACAGAAUGGGUGACUCAGCCGCAGCCUCGCUCUUAGCCGAGAGUACGUCCCUCGCGCAGAGCACUCUGGAGCGUGCCACCCUCACCCGCCAGUCGCGUUCCACUAACCACACCACAAGCACUGACAGAGAGACGACCCCAAAACGGAGCGAGGCAAACCAUGGGGAGAGCGGAUUCUUCUGGGGCCUUGUGGUGGUUCUCCUCAUCUUAGCGUCAGGGAACCUCCUCCUCACCUUCUUCGCUAUGGGGGUCCUUCGGCUCGGCUAUGGCAUGGAGAGCAUCGAAAUCUUACCUGAUACGAGAGCAACGAAAUUCUAUGGUCGUGCAGAUCUGGGCAACGUGUAUAAGAAGGAUGGCAUUAUAUAUGGCUAUGCUGACGUUCCCUUCUCAAUCCAGGGGGAUAAUAGCAAGGUGUCACUAAGUCUGAGGACCUCUUCAGCUCCUCCAUCGUUAGACGUUGGACCCGACGAAACAGAGAUUAAAAGUGUUGAAAGUUUUCAGGUAAUUGACCCAGAUUCCGGCAGCACAGUCUUCUCUACCGAUUACCCCAACUUCGGACUUCCACAAGGCGUCAGAAAUCUAAAUGUGGUGAGAAGCACAGCUGCACGAGUCACAAGUCCUACCUCAUCGGACCUGAAGAUUCGUUCAGGCUCUACCAUUCGCCUGAAGGGUAAUGAAGGAAUGUCAUUCGAUGCCAAAAAACUCACAUGGUCUGCGGAUCAAGACAUUUAUCUGAAGAGCAUUAAUGGGUCCAUUCUUCUGGAUGCUGGAGCUGGAUAUAUGGUUGACGUCAACACCCUGCCUCUGGCAGGUGAUGUGGAUGAUGAGAAUGGCCGUGGCCAAUACAAGCUGUGUAUGUGCAAACCCCAAGGUCAGCUUUUCCGUGUCCCUGUGCCGGUCAAUAACAACAAGCGCACCUCAGCCAUUAACUGCGCUAGUUUUACUAAUCCUUGCACUGGAAUGCAUAUGUAGGUAGAAUAUGUGAGAGAUAUCUAUCACUCUUUUAUCCUUUACAUAAUGCUCUCUCUUUCUUUCUAUUCCCUUUCUCUUAUCUCUCCUCUCCUCUUACCCACUCCCUUUAUCUCCUUCCCUCCUUUCCUACUUCCCUCUCUCCCUCCCUCCUUUCCUACUUCUCUCUCUCCCUCCCUCCCUCCUCUCCCUCUCCUUCUCCCUCUUUCUCUCCUUUCCAAUCUAGUAACUGGGCUUGUGAACCAUAUCAAAUCAAAUUCUUGAAAUUAUUAUGUAUAACCCAAAUUGGUAAUUUUUCAUAAGCCUCAGAUCAGUGAGAUGUAUGCCUAUCAUGCAGAAUUGAAAUAUAAAACUGUUAUACUCGUCCUCAAAAUCUAGGUAUAAGUAUAAAAAAGUGAGAUUUUUAAAAUAUAUGUUGUGUUGUAGAUUUAGUUUAUAUAUCCAUGUUGCAGAAAGAAGACAUAUUUCUAAACCAUAUCAAUUUAUUGGAAUUCUUAAUUUUUGAUAUCUAGAAAAAUGUAACCUGAAUGCACAAAACUAAUGCUAUCGAGGUUAAAUAUGUUAAUAAUUAUUGUACUAAUACAUAAUAUUUAUUUCAACCUAGUCAUGGGAUUCU